AAAGACAAACCAUGGGUCAGCCGGCCUAUGAGAAACUGCCUCGUCCUCUCCGUGUCCUUCACCUUCGUCUACACGGCCUACUUGGCCAUCCAGAACCUGCAGAGCAGCUUGAACCAGGAGGCCAACCUCGGCGUCGUGUCCCUAUCUGUACUCUACGGCACCAUCAUCAUCUUCGGGACACAGGCCCCCAUCUUCAUCAAGUUCAUCGGCGCCAAGCGCGUGCUGGUCCUGGCGUGGGUCAUACACAUCAUCUACACAGCCAGCAACUUCUACCCGACCUUCGCGACACUGAUCCCGUCAUCAGCCCUUCUCGGGGCCAUCGCUGGGCCCAUGUGGACGUCCCAGGGAAUCUACAUCACGGCCGCGGGGGAGAAGUACGCGGCCUUGCAGGGCGUGUCGUCGGAGGGGGCGCUGCACGCCAUUCUCAGCAAGUUCAACGGAAUUUUUUUCAUGUUUUACGAGAUAACACAGAUCACCGGCAACAUGAUCUCGUCUUUCGUGCUUUCGGCCAGCUCUUACAACACAUCCUCUGGCGUGGACCACAGAAUCUGUGGGCCAAAUGAUUGUCCCUUUGUGUGAGUUGAUUUUUUUGGUGAUAACUGUAAUUAAUAAUUUCAUUGACAUUUAAGAAUGGGGACCAUGGCGGGGUGCGUGGAGGGCCAUAUAGUAAGUUGAUUAUUUGGUGACAUGUGAUAUAAUUUGUCACAAAGUCAGUUCUAUUCUUCAAUUGAGUUACUGGGUGGGAUGGAUGGGUCUGUUACCUGCCCCUAUGGCCACUUUGUUUUCAUAUUUCCAUGAUGAAGCACAUCUAAAAAUUCUGAUGACAAACCAUUCUAAAAAUAAGUGUAGGCUAAGUUAUGCUAGCGCCGAUUUGCCUUGCAAUUUACACUCAUGCACAUUCAAUGUACUUGUUAUUUUAUCCAAGUCUCAACAAAUUCCACAAAUAUUUCAAAACAUUGACAGGCCAUUGACAAGAGAUUGACAAGCCAUUGACAAGAGAUUGACAGGCCAUUGACAAGAGAUUGACAGGCCAUUGACAAGACAUUGACAGGCCUUUGACAGUACAUUAACAUGCCUUUUACAGGACAUUGACAGGACAUUGAAAUGACAUUACGAUCUUAAUCUUGGUUCUCUUGUUUCAGAUCUGCAGGAAAUGUAACUUCCAAGAUUGAAGAGCCUGAACGCCAUGUUGUGUACAUUCUCCUGGCCAUCUUUCUCUCCUGCAACAUCUGCGGCCUUCUCCUCACGCUCUUCGGCCUGCCCCACCACACGGAGGUCCGCGGAGAGUCAACCUCCGUUUUCAAGGACAUGGCCAGCUGCUUCAAGAUGUCCGUGGAUAAACGGAUGCUGUUGUUACUUCCCCUGUUCAUGGCUCAGGCGAUGGCUGUGGGUGUUCUCUAUGCUGAUUACACAAAG
Lymnaea stagnalis (great pond snail) is the source of this 1416-nucleotide messenger RNA. The record is from the annotation of a GenBank genome assembly. NCBI's taxonomy places the organism in Eukaryota, Metazoa, Mollusca, Gastropoda, Lymnaeidae.